AUGAAGGUCAUCAAGGUCGGGAGCAGCUCGCAGAGCAGAGUUGCCCAGGCUUGUGACCGGUGUCGGAGCAAGAAGAUUCGGUGUGACGGGAUCAGGCCGUCGUGUUCGCAGUGUACGAAUGUCGGCUUCGAAUGCAAGACAAGCGACAAACUCAGCAGACGGGCGUUCCCCCGUGGAUAUACCGAGUCCCUGGAGGACCGAGUCCGGUCGUUGGAGGCUGAAGUGCGGGAGCUGAAGUCCCUGUUGGAGGAGAAGGACGAGAAGAUCGAUGUUCUGUCCCGGCUCCAGUCGUUUUCACUGUCCUCCCAGAAGGCAACCUCCCCCCCGGUGUCGACCCUAUCACAUUCGCCAGCCGGAUAUUACCCACGACCGCCGCAGACAAUACGGAACGACGGUGGUGACGACCUUAUAUAUGUGCAGCAGACGACCUGCCCCUUAACGAAGCCUUCUGAGGAUGCACCUUUCACCGGACAUUCCAGCACCCGGGCUUUUAUAGACUCAUUCUCUUCCCGCCUUGAAAGAAGCGGCAGGUCACCAACCGCUAUUCUGGCGGACGUUUUGCUCUCUCCGCCAUCAUUGAAUUCCCGAAGGCGUGAGGAUGUCACUCCGUCCAAGAUUCUCCCCCGUUUGGUAUCGGACCGGCUCUUGAACAUAUUCUUCCAAGAAUGGGCGCCGCUGUACCCUAUUGUUCAUCGUCCAGCCAUCCUAAAGCUGUACAGCCGCUACACCACCAACCCUGACUCGAUCGAAGCAGACCAUCAUGCCUUUGCACAGCUGAAUUUGAUCUUUGGCAUUGCUGCUAUCUCAUCCACGUCUCGCGUGCCACAGGACCCCUUAUUCUUCGAACGGCAUUGGAUACCAAAGUUAAGGAUGCUUGCAAGUGACAUAUCACUAACCACACUCCAAUGCUAUGUUCUUGCACAAGUGUAUUAUUCCGUGAAAGCAGACUAUCGGAGUCUUUUGCAUUAUAGAGGUUUGGGGGUUUCGAUCUGCCUGCAACUGGGCCUUCACCAGAGUCAAGAGAGAUUCUCGCUUAACCCCUUGGUAAGCGAAACGAGGAAGAGAGUGUUCUGGUGUCAAUACACUCUCGACAGAUUCGGUGCGGCCUUGACCGGAUUGCCUGUAUUACUAGCCGAGUCAGAUAUCUCGACAGAGUACCCGGCCGACGUCGAUGAUGAAAAUGUCACGGAAACGGGCUUCGUUCCAACUAUUCCGGAAGAACCGACCCGAAUGUCUACCGCCCUCGCGCUGUUCUCUGUCUCGCGAAUCCUUCACCGAGUUUUGGAAGAGCUAUAUCCCUCCCCAGCUGGCUAUGAGAUCUCCCUUUCGACGGUCCACUCUUUGGCAGAGGAGCUGGACGACUGGCUGAAAAAUCUCCCUGCACACUUGCAACUUACCUUUUUUCAGGAUAAGCCAAAUUCCACGUUGACGAACAGUCGAUCGAUAUUGCUUUCAACCAUAUAUUACUUCAUUCGCACUCUAAUCCGCCGGCCUGCGGUCUCUUUCGGCUCAUCUAAUAGUUCAUCUCCAUCGAUGCUUUCCCUUGUCGACUCCGCCAAACAUAUCAUUCAGCUUCUUAGACUCCUCGAAGACAGGAGAAUGAGCCUUUCGCUAUGUAUGAACAAGCGCGAACUGAUUCUAAUCUCUGGCCUUGGCCUGCUAUGGCAAAACCUACAACUAGGCCGAGAUAGCAAAUUAGUCAAGGAAGGACAUAAGACUCUUGCAGCAACCGUCUCGUUGCUCGAGAAUGAAUCCAUCGAGGCAGCAGUGGAGUUUAGCUCGUUGAUACAUCUUGUGUCAGAAGUCGAUAGGUCGAUGCAGGACAGGGGCGGUGGUGUCCAAGAGUACGUAUCGAGCUUGAAAAGGGCUCGUUUAUCAUUCUCUCCUGAGUCUGGUAUGGCUACGCCCGCUAGAGAUGACAUGCGCAAUGCACAUGCCAGGCCCUCGUCGCCCAGGCUAUCUCGCAGCGUCCGAUCCUCGAGUUCGCAUAGCAGCAGCUCCUGUGACCAGCGUGACAGUAUGCACCAUCGUCACCAGGUCCACGCUCGCGUUCAUUCCAACCAGUCUCUCGACAAACCCAUGAGUCUAGACUAUGUCCCGCUCCAUGUCAAGAAAGACGACAAGAAGCAGAUGCACCCGGGCUACAACCAUCAGGUGGGCAUGUCUGAGUGGGAACAUGUCCUCACUGACAUUGAUAGCGGCCAUGCCAAUAUAUUCACGGGGAUAUACGGUGGGAGUGAGUGCGGGCAAGCUCCUGCAGCAUUCGCUGCUAUGGGCUCAAGCUAUCACCCGCCAUCUCAACAAUCUACACCUUCUCUCAGCAUACCCGUUUUGCAAUCGUCGCCAGAGAGUAUGCAUGGCUGGCCACAGGAGUCGUGGACCUCGGCGCCACGAAAUGCCAUCCCGCGUAGCCAUCCCAGCCAUAACAGCGCCAACCCAGCGAAUGGCAGCGCACCCGCGGGAUCUCCAACGACCUAUAACGAUGGCAGAAACCUAGAUGUUAGGGACCAGCAUAUGGGGGGCCACACAAACACCCACGAAACAAAUGUGCAACAUAACAGGCACAUCAACACCUGUGCACCACCGUUGAACCCGUACGAAGCUAUUGUGAUGCCGCACAACCUCGAUUCAAUGCAGGACGCAACCAAUUUCAACGUCUCCAUCUCGAGUGCCUGGGGUCAGCACUCUGUGAUGUAA
Arthroderma uncinatum is the source of this 2697-nucleotide messenger RNA. Its product is annotated as C6 transcription factor FacB. Gene Ontology annotation, biological process: regulation of DNA-templated transcription; DNA-templated transcription. The transcript is spliced from 5 exons. NCBI's taxonomy places the organism in Eukaryota, Fungi, Ascomycota, Eurotiomycetes, Onygenales, Arthrodermataceae. Bases 1 to 2697 code for a protein of 898 amino acids. The record is from RefSeq and is a predicted model, not a curated record. Gene Ontology annotation, molecular function: zinc ion binding; DNA-binding transcription factor activity, RNA polymerase II-specific; DNA binding.